CCGUUGACCAUCGAACCGUUCAAAUCGUGUCCAAGUCCAAGUCUUCUCUAGCUCUCAGCACAGAGCCACAGGCAGAUCUAAAGCUAGAGCAGAAGCCGAAGCCAGACUCAGAGCCACAGCCACAGCCACAGCCAUGAGCCUAACUGGAGCAGCUGGAGCUGGAUCUGGAGUCGGACCACGCAACUGGACGCUGCGUGGAGCUGUUCUCCUGCUCGCUCUCCAGCUCAUCCAUACUCCGAAUGCACUCCAGCACACCGAGGAGGGACUCGAACUUCUCUUUCGCGAACGGUCACAAUCGGACUGGGAGAUGUGGCAUCGGGAAACACAUUCGCGAUGCCGCGACAAAUUGGUUCGUCAACUGUAUUGGGCCUGUGAGAAGGACAUCUACAGGCUGACACGACGCAAUCGCAAGCGAAGUGGCAAUGAGUUAGUCGUGAAGGGCAGCUACAAUCCUGCUGCUGCCUCGACCUGGCUGCAUGUGAACUAUGCCAACAUGCUGUUGCGUAGCAGACGCUCGGAUGCUCCAUCGAUUACCAACGAGUGCUGCACUCGAACUGGCUGCACCUGGGAGGAAUAUGCUGAAUAUUGUCCAUCCAACAAGCGUCGCAAUCAUUAUUGAGCUAAUUCUCCCCAUUUCCACCAAAAUUUGCAGUUUCAAUUCCUUUCCAGUUCCAGUUCUCCUAAUCCUGUUGUUGUUAUAACUUAUAAUAAUAAUAAUAAUAAUGCCU
Drosophila albomicans is the source of this 728-nucleotide messenger RNA. It is a transcript of the gene Ilp7, whose product is annotated as probable insulin-like peptide 7. NCBI's taxonomy places the organism in Eukaryota, Metazoa, Arthropoda, Insecta, Diptera, Drosophilidae. The record is from RefSeq and is a predicted model, not a curated record. Gene Ontology annotation, molecular function: hormone activity. Gene Ontology annotation, cellular component: extracellular region.